This is a messenger RNA of Hordeum vulgare subsp. vulgare (domesticated barley), 1257 nucleotides long. Its product is annotated as probable carboxylesterase 5. The coding region runs from base 1 to 1257 and encodes 418 amino acids. The transcript has a single exon. Lineage: Eukaryota; Viridiplantae; Streptophyta; Magnoliopsida; Poales; Poaceae. Gene Ontology annotation, molecular function: hydrolase activity. The record is from RefSeq and is a predicted model, not a curated record.
AUGCCGAACAAGAGCUAUCCCUCCCACAAGAAGGCCGACGGCGAGGUGGAGGAUGAAUUCUACCCAUUAAUCCGCAAGUACAAGGACGGCCGGAUCGAGCGGUUCAUGCCGGCCUCGUUCGUGCCGGCAUCCACGGACUUGGCCGCCAACCGUGGUGUGGCAACAAGGGACGUCGUCAUCGACCAAGGCACCGGCGUGUCUGUACGCCUAUUUCUUCCGUCCCAAGCUGCUGCGACGGGCAUGAGGCUUCCCCUCGUCGUCUACGUCCAUGGUGGUUCUUUCUGCACGGAGAGUGCUUUCUCUCGAACGUACCACCGUUAUGCCACUUCCCUUUCCGCUAGCGCAAGGGUGCUUGUUGUGUCCGUGGAAUACCGUCUGGCACCGGAGUAUCCCGUGCCGGCGUCCUACGAUGACACCUGGGCCGCACUGCGGUGGGUUGCGUCCUUGUCCGACCCUUGGCUCGCUCAGUACGCAGAUCCAGGGCGCACGUUCCUCGCCGGCGACAGCGCCGGUGGCAACAUCGCAUACCACACGGCUUUGCGCGCCACACAUGAUGAUACCAUCAUGGACAUUGAGGGUUUAGUCAUCGUGCAUCCUUUUUUCUGGGGACUCGAGCGGCUUCCGGCAGAGAAGGUUUCGGAUGGUGACGUGAUGUUCCCGCCGGUGUGUGUGGACAAGUUGUGGCCUUUCGUGACGAAGGGCCAGGCUGGGAACGAUGAUCCUCGGAUCAAUCCUCCAGAUGAGGAGCUCACAUUGCUAACUGGCAAGCGGGUGUUGGUGGCCGUUGCAGAGAAAGACACGUUGCGUGACCGGGGGCGUCGAUUCGCAUCCACCCUGCGCAGGUGUGGGUGGACCGAUGACAACCUCACCAUGGUUGAGUCGGAGGGGGAGGACCAUGUCUUCCACCUAUGUGCCCCGCUACGUGCGACCAGCAAGAACCUUAUGAAAAGCAUUGUGCACUUCAUAAACCAACGUGCCACCUUGUCGUCACCGUUCGUGGUGAUGUCAGAGCAAGAGUGCUCCAGCCAACCUAUGCUAGGUGUGCCAAGUAGGCCUUUCAAAGACAUAUUUGGUUACGGAAUGCACAUGAAACGUUGGAAUGUCCCAAGCUCUAUGGCACCCACUUCUUUAAAAGUUGGACAUGCAGAAACAUCACGGACUAGGUAUGGGGGGCUACAUUUGAAGAAAAUUGGCACCUUCGGACAACCCUUAUCAACACCACAUUCGCUAAGCUCCAUCAUGAAGAACAUGUUCUAG